AUGAGAGCAGAUGAAUACGAGGCACACUGCAAGAGGAAGGGGAGGAAUGGUUGGUUAAUAGAGGAUCAGCAGAUCAUUUGCCUCAGGGCCCUCGGGCAGGCCACUCCUCGAUACUGUAGGUGCUGAGCAGCACAUAUCUAAACAUCCCACUCUUCCACGUCUAUGAUGUACGUUUCCAUGUUGCUUGUUGUUAAAGGGUGCAGUGUCUGUGUGUGGAUCUGGGUCUUUGUGCAGCUAAUUUCAAUGCAGGUGAAAAUAUAAAUUGUCUCUAUUAUCCCCCUGCAUUUCUGUGUUUGUGAGUGAGUGAGUGAGUGUGUGUGGUACCAUGCCGGGUUUUGAGAUUGGCUUGUCAAUGCGUCGCGGCCUCACCUUUGCCACGGGCCUGGUGGAGUGUCUGUGUUUUGCCGGAGCUGUGUUCGGAUGGGCUUCGCUUGUAUUCGUCUUGAAGACAGAGGGAUACUUCAGCGAUCUGUGCGUCAACACCACCGGAGUCAAUGGAACACAGGUCUUAGAUUGCAGUGGACAGGAUGAGCAGUUCUCACUUGUCUUCACCAUCGCUUCCUUCAUGAACAAUUUCCUGACAUUGACCAGCGGUUUUCUCUUUGACCGUUUUGGCACGACAGUGGCCCGGCUCUUUGGAAUAUGUCUUUACUCCACGGGAACUAUGAUGGUGGCCUUCUCCACUUCAGCUAUGUCCAACCUGCUCUUCCCAGCUCUCACCCUCCUGGCAGUCGGUGGCAUCAUGUUUCUGAUCACCAACAUACAGGUUGGGAACUUGUUCGGCUCACAUCGUUCCACCAUCAUCACGAUCUAUAACGGGGCCUUUGACUCGUCCUCAGCCCUGUUUUUUAUCAUCAAGUUGUUACAUGAGGUCGGAGUCUCUCUCCGAUCCGCCUUCCUCUUCCUGACGGCCUGCAGCAUCAUUCAUGUGUUCAGGACUUUCUUCCUAAUGCCCAGAAGAUUCAUUCCCUACCCUCUGCCUGAUCACUACACCUACGGGAUAACCUGUGGUAAAUCAACCGCCCUGAGCUCCAAAGUUGCAGAGAAUGGGGACACACAGUCGGAGACAGAGAACUUGCACAAGCCGCUCGACAAGGACGCCCCCGCGAAACAAGAGAAGAGUUUCCGGGAGUGUCUGCUGUCCAGGUUCUUUGUGCUCCACCUGCUCUGGUUGUCGGUGAUGCAGCUCAGACAUUACCUGUUUAUCGGAACCCUCAACCCCAUGCUGGAGGGGCUGACAGAUGGAGAGCCCUCGCUGGUGAGCAAGUACAUCAAUGCCUUCGCCCUCACCCAGCUGUGUGGAGUGCUCUGCGCCCCCUGGAACGGCCUCAUCCUGGACAGACAUAAGGGCAAACCUUGUGCUCUGGGCGAGAGUGAACAGGAGGCCGACCUGCGGGCCACCGUGCUCUCUCUCUUCCUGACAGCGCUGCAGUGCGUGUUCUUCUCAGUUUGUGCCACCAUCCCGUACCUGCCCCUGCAGUACCUCACCUUCAUCCUGCAGGUGCUCAACCGCUCCUUCCUCUUCGGUGGAAACGCGGCCUUCAUCAGUGUGGCCUUCCCGUCACGUCACUUUGGGAAGCUCUACGGUCUGGUCAUGGCUCUGUCUGCAGUGUUUACCAUACUGCAGUAUCCCUGCGUUUCUCUGGUGAAGGGACCUCUGGGUGGAGACCCUUUAUAUCUGAACGUCGCCCUGACGCUGCUCAGCCUGCUGGCCUUCAUCCAUCCCCUCUCCGUCUGCCUGCACUGUCGAGGUCUGGCCUCGCUGCGAGCCGGGAGCCAAGCCGAGCCUGCUUCUUCUCAAUGACUGUGAAUUGAGACUAAACCUAAAUUGUAUUUUAUAUCUCCAGUGACACUGUUACCUCCUCAGUUUGUUUUUAUGGCUGUGUUGCCACAUGUGGGACAUUAAGUCCUGCAUUCAUGAAUGCUCUACAGAUUGUAGCAAAAUGUGGUCACAGUGUGCUCGCCAAACUCUAAAAGCGUGUUCACAGACGUAUUGACUGUGGUUCCCAGCCUGGUCUGACUGGACAUCUGUUUAAGUUACAAAUAGUUCACACAGAUGUGGUGCUAAAUGCUCUUUUUUGUGUCUUAUUUAAUGCUAGCCACCUAUCACAUCCUGGUUAUGGUGGCUGUAAAGUGCCAAACGAUGACACCGUUUUUUGUAAAAAGAUGAAAGAGACACAUUGAGGAGAUGAAAUCACAAACACCAGACAUGAAAAUGUGAAGCCCCUCUGCUCGGGCAAAGGUGGCUAUCUAUUUACAAGUGGCAUUAAAUCACAAGAUUGACCACACGGGUGCAGUUUAAUUGUACCCAUGAUGCAACGAGAAUGGAUUGCGAUCCAAUUGGCCAAACUAUACCUCCGGAGGUGUUCAGGGAAGCAUUGUGACCACGUGGGGAUUACAAGGCAGCACAGCUCUGCCCUCUGCUGGACUCUCAGUGGAGAUGUUUUACACAGAAAUGUGUUCUGUCAUUCUCAGGUGUUUGGUGUUUGUGUAACACAGUAGCAGAAUUUCUAACGUCAACUCCUACCUGCCAACUAAUGUUGACAAGUAAAGAAUUAUGUGUUUCCGUUUUAUAUUUUCUUUUUUUUAUUAUUCCAAUUGGUGGAAGAACUUUGCCUAAAUGUAACAUUAAAUAUGCAAAUAUGAGGAUUGUGCUUAUAUUAAUAAUGCCUUUUGAUAUGAACUGAAGGGAAAGUAGUAAAGGGCAUUAUUCUAUUUUGAGCUUUACUUUUGCCCAAAUAAAUGUUUCAGCUCUUCACCGUUGAGAGGAAUUAUGUUCCUGCAGGUGGUAUAACAAUGCAAUUGAAAUCUAUUAAACUGAAAUGAAUGUACAUGAAACAUCUCUGGUAACUCUGUGUUUUACAUUAAAUGAUAUUAAAGGCUUUUUACCAGU
Molecule: messenger RNA, 2893 nt
Organism: Platichthys flesus (European flounder)
Lineage: Eukaryota; Metazoa; Chordata; Actinopteri; Pleuronectiformes; Pleuronectidae
Gene: slc43a3b
Product: solute carrier family 43 member 3b
Exons: 13
Coding region: 326-1804 (492 amino acids)
Biological process (GO): transmembrane transport
Molecular function (GO): transmembrane transporter activity
Source: RefSeq, a predicted model, not a curated record